AACAUCGGCCAGAGAGAGAGAGUAAAAUUGCCGAGGGCGAACGAAUAAUAAAUUAUUAAUAAUCUGGAAAGCAUUCGAGCUGUUUUGCAUACGGAUUAAUUGAUUUUUAAUUAACUGAUUGUGAGUGAAAAUGAUAAAACUACGCUUAUUGCUGCUGUCAAUAUUUUUGAUCUUGAUCAUUGGCCUUGAUGACCGGAUGUCCAAGGCUCAAAUAGCUUUUGUGGAGGACGCGGAUAUUGAUAAGAAGAAAGCUAAUUUGGCGGGCCGCAAGCCGCUGUAUUCCCCCGCCCGCUGUCCCAAGUAUCAGCUUUUAUAUCCCGGUGAUCAACAAAAUCAAAAUGAUUGGAUUUGCGAUUGCGCACCAGCUGCACUGUAUCACCCGGAAACUGAUGGGUGUUAUCCUGCAUACAGACAAGGACCCUGCGAGACUGGUCAAAUAUUGGUCCUCUAUAAGGAAAAGGUCAUACCAGAGUGUGUAACCAAUCCUUGCCACAAGGAUGGCAUGUUCAUGAUACGCGAGACUUGCUAUGAAUUUGGCAAUAACAAGCACGCAGAAAAUCCCUGCCCCUACAAAGAGUUCACCUAUGUGCUAGGAGUUAAUCCGCAAACCUUGAUGGUCGACUGUGUCAAAUUGUCACCGCAACUGGAAACUCGCUUUGGCAUGGAAUCGGCGGCCCAGGCUCCUGCUGACUAUUAUAUUGACUUGGCUGAAAAGUGUUCUCGCGGCAGUCGUCUUUCUGCCCAAGGACGCUGUCCAUAAGGAUCAAACAGGAUCGAAUUUUAUGUUUCAAGAGAUUUUAUAUAUGUACCUAACAAUAACUACAAAAUAUUUACAAUUA
Molecule: messenger RNA, 839 nt
Organism: Drosophila willistoni
Lineage: Eukaryota; Metazoa; Arthropoda; Insecta; Diptera; Drosophilidae
Exons: 3
Coding region: 131-760 (209 amino acids)
Source: RefSeq, a predicted model, not a curated record